Molecule: messenger RNA, 2757 nt
Organism: Alosa alosa (allis shad)
Lineage: Eukaryota; Metazoa; Chordata; Actinopteri; Clupeiformes; Clupeidae
Gene: opn8a
Product: opsin 8, group member a
Exons: 5
Coding region: 219-1343 (374 amino acids)
Biological process (GO): G protein-coupled receptor signaling pathway
Cellular component (GO): membrane
Molecular function (GO): G protein-coupled receptor activity
Source: RefSeq, a predicted model, not a curated record
CUUCAGACGAUGUGAGCAGGGAUUCCUGCGCAGCCCUCCGCUAAGCAGCUCCGUCCGCGCCUCCAGAGCAACAGAGGCAACUGAGUAAACAUGCAUAGUCUGGAGCCUUUCGUCAGGGGUGUUUGGGGAAAGAAAGAGGAUGAUUCCUGGCUGGAAGGGUGCUUUUGAAAGUGGAAAUUAUUUUAUUAUGUGAAAGGAGGCAACGCUCAGAGGCAAGAAUGGACGACAAGUACACCUCAAAACUGUCCCCAGCUGUUGAUUAUGCAGCAGGCAUUUACCUGGUGAUUAUAGCUGUGCUGUCCAUCCUGGGGAAUGCGGCCGUUCUCAUCACUGCUGCUAAGAGGAAGAGGCUCCUCAAAGCACCUGAGCUGCUCAACGUCAACUUGGCCGUGACAGACAUCGGCAUGGCCCUGAGCAUGUACCCGUUCUCCAUCUCCUCGGCCUUCAACCACGCCUGGAUCGGCGGUGACCCCACCUGCCUUUACUACGGUCUGAUGGGAAUGAUUUUCAGUGUGGCUAGCAUCAUGACUCUGGCCGUCAUGGGACUCGUUAGAUACCUGGUGGCAGGUGCCACCCCCAAAUCAGGUAACAAGUUCCAGCGCAGCACCAUUGGCAUGUACAUCGCCCUCAUCUGGCUCUACGCCCUGAUGUGGGCGGUCUGCCCCCUGCUGGGCUGGGGUGGCUAUGGCCCCGAACCAUAUGGCAUGGCCUGCUCGGUCGACUGGGCCAGCUACCAGAACUCGCUCAACGACUCCACCUUCAUCAUGGCCCUGACCGUGCUGUGCACCAUCCUGCCAUGCCUGGUCAUCGUGUUGUCCUACUCGGGCAUCGCCUGGAAGCUGCACAAGGCCUACCAGACCAUCCAGAACAGCAACCACCUGCCCAACUAUGGCAACGUGGAGCGGAAGGUCAUUCUGAUGGCUGUGUUGAUCAGCUCUGGCUUCUUGGUGGCAUGGACGCCCUACGUGGCCAUCAGUCUUUGGACCAUGUUCCACACCGCAGGCAAGGACAGCGUGACUCCGCUCGUCAGCCUGCUGCCGUGCCUGUUCGCCAAGGGCUCCACCGCCUACAACCCGCUCAUCUACUAUGUCUUUCGGAAGUCCUUCCGCCGUGAGCUGCGCAAUCUCUGCGUGCUGUGUUGCUGCUGCCCGUGCUGCCGCGUCUGUUGCUGCCUGCAGACCGACUUGACCUCUGAUAAAGACGAGGGCGACGGUGGCUAUGACACGGCCAGCAACCUCCGGUGGCGCAACAGCAGUCGGGAUAACCGCAGCGCCGCGCCACUAGUGUCGCACUCCGCAGCUCCCCCUGGCCUCCUCAACCAAGAGCAGAUGAGUUCCUGCUGACCCGACUAGACGGAACUAGAGUAUCCUCCCUGUUUCGUACACACGCUCGCACACACACUCGCACGCAUGCACACACUCACUCACGCACACAUACACACACACACACGCACACAUGCGUACCAACACAUACAUACACACACACACACAGAAUUAGGGAGCAGAUGAGUUCCUGAUCACCAGCUGGGCUAGACUACUGCACCCCCCGUUUCACACACACACACACACACACACACACACACACACACAUACAUACAUACAUACAUACACACACAACAUACACACAAAUUUAGGGAGCAGAUGAGUUCCUGAUCACCAGCAGGACAGAGCUGGGCUAGACUACUGCACCCCCCGUUUCACACACACACACACACACACACACACACACACACACACACACACACACGUUCUGUCGAUAGAAACCAAGUCACACCUCUUUGAUAUACAGAUAUGAAUAUUUUUGUACUGAAUGUAUGUACAGUGUAUGUGUUUGUCAGUUUUUGUGUUUGUAUGGCAGUGUACAACUUUGUGUCAUUGAAGUUCCAUUGUGACAAACAUUUUUUAUUUUAAUUUCCUGAGUUUGAAUUUGUGUAUUUGCUUGUGUGUGUGUGGGAGGUCCAUAUAGCCCGUCUUUUCCAAAAAGUUUUCUCAGAUAGGCCUACCGAUAGCCGGGCUGGCCCUACCGUAGCGAUAAGCGUCAGGGAGGAUGGAUGGCAUGAAGAGGCCAGGAGGGACUGGAAAGGCCAGGUAAAAAAAGAAAGGAAGGCAUUGGAGGAGGAUGUUGCCAAAUGUGCCAAGCUUCCAGAUUUUUUUUUAAGAAGACAGACACUGGCAACUGGUAAGAGAGAUAGCCUAGCCAAUGAUUAGCAACGUAAUUAUUGGGUAAUAUUGGGCGUUAGCGUUAUCAACUUAUUAAAUAAAUUAAAAUAUUAGCCUUUUUGUAUCAUCCAACAUUGCGAUUCUUAGACGUUGCGAAUAUUAUGCAAAUAUUGACAACGAAACCCAAGCUUGAUCUGUGUGUCUGUGUGGCUAUGCAGUGAAAAUUGUAGCCUCUGAGCAGUAGAUCAGCCAGUCCCUGCUGAAAAUGAUGAUGAUGAUGAGCCCGAAAUUAGCGAUGAGGAGGUCAUGAGUGACAAGUAGAGAGGACAAAAGAGUAAACAAUAUGAAUUAAAAUUAUUUAAUGUAAGAAAGAUCAGUAUAUGACAAUGGUAGUCUACAUGAUCAACCUAUAUGCCUUGUUUGCUCAGAAGUGAGUAGUAGAGGAGUACAUCACCAAGCACCAAUAUGAUAGCCUACUCACGCUGAAAAACAUGUAAACAUUAGUUCAAUAUGCCUCUUUGUGGAAGAGUGGAAUACAUUUCAAAUGCUUUAUUUCUUUCUUUUGUUUUUGUUAACUUAUCAACCUAUCCUUGUGGAA